AACCUUUGCCCAUUUAUAACUAAAUUUGCAUGGCUAACCGUGGAGAACCAUCAUCCCCCCCGCCUUCUAAUCCUAAUCCUAAUCCUAAUCCUAAUCCAAAUCCUACUACUACUACGGGUGGCGGGGGAAGCUCUUCCACCCGCCACCCUGUAUAUCAUGGUAUCAGAUGCCGAGGUGGGAAAUGGGUGUCUGAGAUUCGCGAGCCAAACAAGACCAGCCGUAUAUGGCUAGGCACGUAUCCAACACCCGAGAUGGCUGCGGCAGCUUACGACGUGGCUGCCUUGGCACUAAAAGGUACUUAUGCGGUACUAAACUUUCCAGACUCUGUUGAUCUCUCUAGCAAACUCUCCGGAUCCCCGACUCCGGAUGAUAUCCGUGCGGCAGCAACCAGAGCUGCAAUAGCUCAAGCUCUGACUGAUGAAAGUAAUAGUAGUGCUGCUGGAGAUGAUGAGCAUGUGGACGCUCAAAGACGGAGCUUGUAGGGAGGCCAAAGGCCCCCCGCCCGACCAACACAGCUUUUCUUUUUCUUUUUUUUAUUAUAUAUAUAGAAUUUUAUUUUAAAAGUUAUUUUCAAGACUACUUGGCUCUUCCGGCCACGUGCAGCUGGGAAAGAUGUUAAUCCCAUGCACCAACAACAGUCAUCACUAGUAUGUAUAAUAUGUCAAAUGAUGAUUGAGUCCGAUAAUUAAUUUCCGGUAGCUAGCUAGAGGGAAUCUAUUGGAUUACAUAAUUAAUUAUAUAAGCUUUUGUACCAACCGUCGGUAGGUUGCAUAAAUAUCUAAAUAUUUGUGGGGAUGUAAUGUAUCCAUAUCUUCUAUUUCAUCCACUACCGUCGGUUGCCAAUAAAAGAAGACCUAUAUAUAAUUAAUGAUGAAUCAAGUGUUUGGAUCGAGUUUCGUAGGUGAAUUAAUGUAACUCACCAAUUUAUAACUUGUAUGAUUAUCAAUGGCAUCUGGUAUUCCGAGCAUGAUUUUGGUAACCCGACCAGAUUAUUAAUGACAGAGAGCUCGUUUUUUACCC
Molecule: messenger RNA, 1020 nt
Organism: Erigeron canadensis
Lineage: Eukaryota; Viridiplantae; Streptophyta; Magnoliopsida; Asterales; Asteraceae
Product: ethylene-responsive transcription factor ERF023-like
Exons: 1
Coding region: 30-482 (150 amino acids)
Biological process (GO): regulation of DNA-templated transcription
Molecular function (GO): DNA-binding transcription factor activity; DNA binding
Source: RefSeq, a predicted model, not a curated record